Elgaria multicarinata webbii is the source of this 2226-nucleotide messenger RNA. It is a transcript of the gene ATP1B1, whose product is annotated as ATPase Na+/K+ transporting subunit beta 1. Gene Ontology annotation, biological process: intracellular potassium ion homeostasis; intracellular sodium ion homeostasis; sodium ion export across plasma membrane. NCBI's taxonomy places the organism in Eukaryota, Metazoa, Chordata, Lepidosauria, Squamata, Anguidae. The record is from RefSeq and is a predicted model, not a curated record. Gene Ontology annotation, cellular component: sodium:potassium-exchanging ATPase complex. The coding region runs from base 286 to 1206 and encodes 306 amino acids. The transcript is spliced from 6 exons. Gene Ontology annotation, molecular function: ATPase activator activity.
CGCUCGCUCUGUCUGUGUCUCCGGGCCAGGAUUACUUGACAGCCACCCCUGGUGAGGGCGGGACGCGCAGCGCCGGCACACAAAGACCUCCCUUCUCUGCCCAGCGCCUGCCGGCAGUUUGGAAACCGCGAGUGCCCUGCGGUAGGCGGGAAGAGCGCAGGGGGGACGCGCCGAGGACCGCGCCAUCUCUCCGGGCGAAGCGGCGGACCCUUGCCUCGCUCCUGCGUCUCUGCCUCUGCUCCGGAGCUCCUGCUAAGGCGCUGCUAGCAGCCUCGCUCCGCGCUCAUGGCUCGCGACAAAGCCAAGGAAGGCGAUGGCAACUGGAAGAAAUUCAUCUGGAACUCGGACAAGAAGGAGUUCCUCGGCAGGACUGGCAGCAGCUGGUUUAAGAUCCUCCUCUUCUAUGUGAUCUUCUACGGCUGCCUGGCGGGUAUCUUCAUUGGGACCAUUCAAGUCUUGCUGCUCACCAUCAGCGAAUUCCAGCCCAAGUAUCAGGACCGAGUUGCACCCCCAGGACUGACAAAUGUUCCUCAGGUACUUAAAAUGGAGAUUACAUUCAACCCUUCAGAUCCCAGCACGUACGCAAAGUACACGGCCCUCAUUGACAAGUUCCUGGCAACUUAUAAUUCGUCACAGCAGAAAGAUACAGAUAUGGAGUUUGAGUCUUGUGACACUGUACCUUCUUCCCCCAAAGACAGAGGUGCCUAUGACGCCUCUCGAGGCAAGCUGCCAUCUUGCAGGUUUAAUCGCUCCUGGCUGGAAAGUUGCUCUGGGCUUCACGACUCCACUUACGGUUACAAAGAGGGAAAGCCGUGUGUCAUCAUCAAACUCAACAGGAUUCUGGGCUACGUACCCAAGCCGCCAUUAAAUAAUUCCAUCCCGCCUGAGCUGAUGACAAAAUAUAACGAGUAUAUCAUUCCUGUUCACUGCGCUGCUAAGAAACCGGAGGACGCUCACAAAAUUGGCUCUGUGGAAUACUAUGGCAUGGCAGGGUACGGUGGCUUUCCUCUACAAUACUACCCGUAUUACGGCAAGCUCCUCCAGCCCAAAUACCUCCAGCCCCUUAUGGCAGUGCAGUUCACCAAUCUGACCUAUGACGCAGAGGUGCGUAUCGAGUGCAAGGCCUACGCUCAGAACAUCCAUUACAGUGACAAAGAUCGUUUCAUGGGACGUUUUGAUAUGAAAAUUGACAUAAAAAGCAGCUGAUCACAAGCACAGUUUGUUUCUCCUUUUUCCUCUUAGCCAUUUAAAAAGUAUAUUAAAAAAAAAAGAAGACAAAAACCUACUAGUCUUGAACAAAACUGUCAUACGUAUGGGACCUACACGUAAUCUAUAUGCUUUACACUAGCUUUCUGCAUUUAACUAGGUUAGAAUGUAAACUUAAAAGUGUAGCAAUAGCGACAAAGAUAUUUAUUCUACUGUAAAUGACAAAAAACAGAAUUGAGCCUUGGGACAUGCCCAUUUCUACUGUAAAUUAUGAUUCCAUAACUGACUUGUAGUAAGCAGUGUUUCUGCCCCCUAAGUAUUGCUGCCUUGUGAAUUUUAUUUAGUGUACAGUACUAUAGGUGCAUUACUCCGGUCAUUUUUCAAGCCAUGUAUUAUUGUACCUGUUUUCUACUUUCUGUGAGCAACAAUUUGCUGUCCGAGGUGUAAAUACUCCGUGGGACUAAAACUGGCAUGGUACUUUUAAUUAUUAUUGUUAUUAUUUGUUCAUUUUCAAAAAGUAAAGGCCCACCUGUGAGAUUAUUCAACAGCACUCCAUAGAGCCUUUUUUUUUUUCCUGUGGUCUUAGGACUUUAUUUAGUGUGGUGGCAGGGAAAAUUAUCUUGACUUCGAAGCAAAGCUAAGGAGAGCAGGUGAUUGUGUACUGUGCUUUGUAGCGAAUGGUGUCUUUCUCUCUCUCUUGUUCCCCCUCAUCCUCCAGUAUGUUCUGAAGUUGUGUGAGAGACCUGAGUCAGCCUAUCACUCUCAUCAGUGAUGGGAAUAAUUAUUUUGCUUUGUAUAUUUUCUUCCUUUCCUGCUAGAGGCAUCAUAUGCUGUGGUGCUGUCUUUAUUGAAUGUUUUAACCAUUUUCAUGGUGGAAGAAUUUUAUAUUUAUGCAGUUGUACAAUUUUAUUUUUUUCUGCAAGAAAAAAGUGUAAUGUAUAAAAAUAAACCAAAGCCACAUGUUUGAAAAUAAAUCUUUAUUUUAAACUUUAUGAGAAGCAAUGCAGUUACCCCAUCAAC